Molecule: messenger RNA, 3151 nt
Organism: Protobothrops mucrosquamatus (brown spotted pit viper)
Lineage: Eukaryota; Metazoa; Chordata; Lepidosauria; Squamata; Viperidae
Gene: WBP2
Product: WW domain binding protein 2
Exons: 8
Coding region: 280-1065 (261 amino acids)
Biological process (GO): positive regulation of DNA-templated transcription
Cellular component (GO): nucleus
Molecular function (GO): transcription coactivator activity; chromatin DNA binding
Source: RefSeq, a predicted model, not a curated record
CACACAGACAGGAACUCGUGAUUAGAAAAUUCACCCCUCCCACUUUUCCGCAAAUUUUAGUGGUCAAAAGCAACCUUUCAACCAAUGAACUACAUUUCCCAUCAUGCCUUGGCAUCGCCCCCGUUGCUUUAUUCCUCUUCCGGUUUGGUUCGUUGCCUAGAGCUCCUCUAAGCCGGAAGUCGCUCGCAGAACUUGCGUAGAGCCGCUUUAUUAACGGCUAGGCUAGAGGAUCUCAGUCCAGCGGGUGCUAGGUAAAAAGUCAGCAGUUGCUCAUCGGCCAUGGCGCUGAACAGGAACCAUUCGGAGGGAGGCGGCGUCAUUAUCAAUAACAGCGAAAGCAUCUUGAUGAAUUACGAGCACAUUGAAAUGACAUUCCAUGAUAUGGAACAUAUGCCAGAGGCAUUUAAAGGGACCAAGAAAGGCAGUGUCUUCAUGACUCCAUAUCGAGUUAUUUUUGUAUCUAAGGGAAAAGAUGCAAUGCAGUCUUUCAUGAUGCCCUUUUAUUUAAUGAAAGAAUGUGAAAUUAAGCAACCCGUGUUUGGAGCAAAUUACAUCAAAGGUGUCGUAAAAGCAGAGGCAGGAGGUGGUUGGGAAGGAUCCGCAACGUUCAAAAUGACAUUCUCAGCUGGAGGUGCCAUUGAGUUUGGACAGCGUAUGUUGCAAGUAGCAUCUCAAGCUUCAAGAGGAGAAGUUCCCAAUGGAGCCUAUGGUUACUCAUACAUGCCAAAUGGGGGCUAUACCUUCCCACCACUUGCUACCAAUGGGAUGUAUCCUCCUCCUCCUUCAGGAUACCCUUAUCCACCACCACCACCUGAAUUGUAUCCUGGUCCACCAGUGGAUGGUGCUAUGGGAUACAUGCAGCUUCCACCUCCUCCCUAUCCUGGGCCUAUGGAACCACCUGCUGCUGGCCCAGAUCUUCCCACCACUCCAGCAGCUGAAGCUAAGGCUGCAGAAGCUGCUGCCAGUGCAUAUUACAAUCCAGGGAACCCUCAUAAUGUCUACAUGCCCAUGGACCAGCCUCCUCCACCUCCUUACUUUCCUCCAGAGGACAAGAAAACCCAGUAGAGAAACAUCAUCACACAUUGCAUCUUUUAUUGCCAUAUGGCUAAAUAUUGAUUAGGGAUAUGACAGCGAUAAGAGCCACCUUGUCUCCCCCCCCCCAGUACAUGUAUCUGUCAUGGACAGAAAUGAUAGAUAUAUGUGCCAGUAGGAAAGUGUUUCUAACAUUUUUCUGGAUUGGUAAUGCACAGACACUUAAUAUUUCGUUCUCCUCUGUAUGAUAUAAUGAAGAAUUCUUUUCCCCGUCCCACAUUUUAAUUGCCCCAGAGAACAUUCUUUCUUGAAGAAAGACUACUUCAGCUGAAACUCAUCAACAACUAUUGAAUUUAGUAGGUGUUGAUAUUUUAGGUGCUGCCCAGCUCAUUCACCAUGAAGCUUCAGAAGAAAAUUAUCUGUGAUCUUUUGAUUGGUUCUUCGUUGCAUGAACCCUGCCAUCCUAUGAUUAAGGAAGUUCACUGAUCUUCUGACAAAUUUAACGGCAUGUAUUAGACAUUUGAUUCUACUUGGACAAUGGAAUUUUCUGCCAUUUCUUCUACAAGAUGCAUGUAUGGUGGUACAAACGCUUCACACUACGGACAGUCUUGUCUAUUCCUUUAAUACCUUGGCUCUUUCAGUUUUACAGUGACAAAGUGGUGGCUGCGUAGUUUUAGCCAGGAAAGCAUCUUUACCUCUAUAGUUAACAGGGUAGUUGAUUUGACCAAAUGGCUGAUCAUCCUAGUAGUAGGUGAUAUGGUUUCUAAGAGAGAAAAUAAUCAUAUAUAAGCUUAUUUAUGUAUUUAAUUUAUUAUUGCCUAGAUAUUAUUUCUUUUAUUUUGAGUGUAUUGCAGCUUGAAGGAACAGAUUUUUUUUUAUUGUUUUCAGCCAUCACUCACUGAUGUGGUGAACAUCAGAUUAUCUUUCAGUUCAAUAACUCUUUGGUUUAACUUGACAAAUUCAAAGGCUUUGCUAAAAAAAAAAGGUCAAAGGAUUUGUGCAUUUCCUCUUUCCUCACGUACAAUUCUUAUCAGUAAAAUGUCACACACAAAUCACAAUAAGGCAAAAUUCUUUUCUGGAAACAAAAUGGGGGGGGGGAAGGUAAGAGGUAGGAUUUUAGGAAUUUUCUAUGGCAGUAGGUCUUUAGAUGUAUGGCUUCCAAACAUUUUGGAAACUUAUCAGAACACUUGAAAUCCUAGUGCUGGCAUCCCCUCAUCUGUCUGAAUCAAUGAAAAUCUACUCUUAACUCUUUAACAUUGAAUUUGAUUUAAUGCUGAAAUGAAAUAGAUUCAAAACUAUUUAAAACUACUGUCCUUGAUAAUAAAAAAAUAUUUGAAAUUGCCAUUUCCAGUACUGCCAAUAUAUAUAUAUAUAUAUAUAAAAAUCUUGGACCUUCUUUUGCUGUUGGCUUCAGUCCAAGUUCUAUGUAGUGCUUGAAGCAGCACCGGUUAUUUCCAACUUUGGGCGCAUCUCUGCUCUCUCCCGCUCCACAGUAGAUACAAAUUGCUUCCUGGCUUUUGCUCCAGAUUGUCCUGGGGCAAAACACAGUAUCUGGUAAAGAGAGCACAGCCGAAUAGGAUGAUCUUAGUGCAUGCUUCUGCAAUGCUUAGUUUUUGCUUCCCUGACUUAGCACAAAUAUUUCGCUAUUAUUAAAAUUUGUGAACAAGCAAACUUAUUUAUGACCCAUUUGCAUUACUCUGAACACUGCUACACGUCUGUAGAUUUGAGAAACAGCCAUCUCACUUCAGGUUGGAAGUACUGCAGCAUAAACAUUCAGAUGCUUUUUCAGCAAAAGUGUUCCGGCACUCUUUCCUCUAGAAACUGAAACACCGUUUAACUGAUAACUAGGUUUGCAGACUGACUAUAGCCUACUUUAGGUUUCUUUAGUACGGUAUGGUUUUUUCAAAUGGUUUCUAGCUGACCUAUGAUAUACUUAAAAAGCCAUGCAUUUUUUCCCCUAGAUUUGCUAUUUAAACGAAAGUGAUGUAACAAAAUUGUUAUAUUAAAAAUCAGUAUGUAUUUUGGAGAAAUUUUUGUUAAUAUGGAUGUGAAAUGGCUCUCUUGAAUGUGAGGCUAUCUUUUGAUUUGCUGAGACUGUGAAAUAAAAUACAUGACAUCA